Drosophila elegans is the source of this 2753-nucleotide messenger RNA. RefSeq names its product TNF receptor-associated factor 6 (gene Traf6). NCBI's taxonomy places the organism in Eukaryota, Metazoa, Arthropoda, Insecta, Diptera, Drosophilidae. Gene Ontology annotation, biological process: positive regulation of JNK cascade; protein K63-linked ubiquitination; tumor necrosis factor-mediated signaling pathway. The transcript has a single exon. The record is from RefSeq and is a predicted model, not a curated record. Gene Ontology annotation, molecular function: ubiquitin-protein transferase activity; tumor necrosis factor receptor binding; metal ion binding. The coding region runs from base 147 to 1583 and encodes 478 amino acids. Gene Ontology annotation, cellular component: plasma membrane signaling receptor complex.
ACGCCCAGCCAGUGUUGCACAACGGCCAACGACACGCAGCUGUUCCAAGGAGACAAGUCAUGAGCAAAAAAAUUGCUUUUUAGCAUUGAAUUAGUGUUAGUCUCCUUUAAAUCGAUUGCUAGCCCGUGGCCAGAGGAGCAGCAAGGAUGCAGCGUGGCCAGGCGGACCAGAAGGCAGCCAGGAUGCAUUCCCACACCGAUUUGCAGCACUCGGUGGAGAAAGAGGACAAUAGCAAUGAAAUGACCACAACAACAACAUCCAGUGCUCGGGUGGCGGCCAGCAGCAGUGCCACGCCCACCGGGGCAGCGGGCGGCGGCGGAGGAGGAGCCAGUGGAGCACCCACUCCGCCCAAGAGUCUGGCCCUGAACCAGAAUCACCAGCACCAGCAUCACCACCACUACGCACCCGGUUCGGACACCUCCGGGGAACAGGAGGAGGAGCUGCUGGACUCGCGCUACGAAUGCGCCAUCUGCAUCGAUUGGCUGAACGAGCCGGUGCUCACGUCCUGCGGGCAUCGCUUCUGCCGCAGCUGUCUGUCCGCCUGGAUGCAGAAGAACAACCAGUGCUGCCCCAUGGACAACAAGCGGCUGUCCGCCGAGCACGACAUAUUUCCCGACAACUACACGCGCCGCGAGAUCGAGCAACUGAAGCGGGACUGCCCCAAUUCCUCGCUGGGCUGCUCGGUGGUGGCCUCGCCCAUCGAACUGCACCGCCACCUGCCCAGCUGCCCCUAUCGGCGGCAGCAGGAGCCGCAGGAGGAGAAGUGCCCGUUUGCCAAGAUCAAGUGCGACUUUGUGGGUCGCCCGGAGACGAAUCAGUUGGAGGAGCACCUCAAGGCGGACAUGCCGCACCAUAUGCAGCUCAUGCUGCAGGCCUUCCAGCAAACGGCCAUUGCCACCUGGCAGCCGCACAAGCCCAGCACCAGUAGCACCGCCAUGGAGAACGGACAUGGACAUGGACAGCUGCCCCCACCGCCGCAAUAUGCCAAUGGUGUGGACGAGCAGAUUGUGCAGACCAUGUACCAGCGGAUUGUGGUGCUGGAGCAGAGGACCCGCGAGCAGGAGACCCGGCUGGAGAACAUGCAGAAGCAGCUGCGACUGGCCCGCCAACAGCAGGCGCCCGUGGAUCCGCGCUACAGCAACGGCACGAUUGUGUGGCGCAUCGAGCAACUGGGCGCCCUGGUGGCCCGCCUGCGGGCCAAUGCCAACAACCAGGUGUACUCGCACGAGUGCUACACCUCGCCGCAUGGCUACAAGUUCUGUGCCCGGCUGAACAUCCAGCCGCGGAAGCCACAUGUGCUCAGCUUGCAUGUGCAUCUGAUGCAGUCGGAGAACGACUACCACUUGGACUGGCCCUUCAAGGGACGCAUCAAGCUGUGCAUGGUCCAUCCGGCGGAUGCGACGCUGUCGCAGCACGACACCAUCAUGACCAAGCCGGAGAUCAUGGCUUUCUAUCAGCCACGCGAGGCGAUCUGCACGCGAGGAUUCGGCUUCCUGGAGUAUGCCAACAUAUCGAACAUCAUUCAGCUGGGAUUCUGCGCCGACGAUCGGCUGCUCAUCAAGAUCGAGAUCAAUAUUGUGUGAGAUCGGACGAGCACACCGGAAACUGGGGUGGCAGUAAAGUCUUCCGAUUGAGUUACGUUUACACCAAGGUGGAGCAAAUCGUAGGGCCCUACAGGUAAUCUCAGCAAGUUGGGAAAGAAAUCGAUGAAUUAGGUUGAAAAGUCAUUCUUUUUAUCAUUUAAAUACUUAAAGUUUGCUAAAACUACUUGAAUUUCAUAUUUAAAAACAAUGAAAAUGGUAAAUGCCCUUUGUGAAGAGUACUAAGCUUAUAGUUGACCCAUUAUUGCCAAGGCGAAAUUAAUCAAAACUAUAGUAGAUAACAAUGCGACCCUGCGAUUUGUGUGGAAAUAGUCGAUCCACUUUAGUGAACACGUACGCCAACGUACAAUAUGCAAUAACCAAUAGCUUACACGUAUAUAUUUUAUAUAUACCUAUAUAUAUAGUAUACAAGCGACCGCUAAUAGUCAACGUCUAGCCGGCAUCACAUUGAGCAAUUGCAAUGAUAUUCCAAUACUAAUCGAUAUUAUCUAUCCUAGAACUGUAUCUUAUUCUCACUUUUUUUCACUAGUUAUCAAUUACUUUUUGUGUAGCAAUCAAAUGUCAUUGUACAUCACGUAAAAGGCCGGGGAAAUUGGGCCAAUAAUUAGAGAUUGUAAUCGUGCUUAGAUUUCCCCGAGUUUCCUUAUCUCAGUGCAUUUAAACACUAUAUUAAUCUUUAGUUUUCAAAACAUUCCCAUCAAUUUGAUUGAUUUUAGCUAUUAAUAACUGAGUACGUCCAUUUAGCAAAAUGUUUAAUAUUUUUUUUGCCUAGUUUACUUAAAAUUCCAUUUAUAUUUACGGUAGGCUUACAUUUCUCAGUUUAUGGUUUUGAAAAACUAAUUACGAGUCUAAAAAUAUGUACCUUUUCUAAACAACGAAGGAGCUAGAAAAUAACUUUUUACUUUAAACGUAAUAUGCCUCUGUUUAUAAACUCAAAAUUAGUUUGGAAUAAGAAAAAGGCUGUAUGUAUUAUUUUAACCCCAAUAUAUAUAUAUUUAAUAGUAGAUCAUAACGAUAUGUACUAAUGUUUAGACCUAAGAAUCUCGGGUAGAACGCAAGAGCUGUUUUAUCUGGGUUCCGAUUCCCGACAGGAUAGACUCUUCUCCGCUUAGGAAUCAACAUCCCCAAUAAAGGACACUUUUGUACCGCCAA